UAGGGCAGGUUUGGUCGUGUUGAUGAAACGUGAGAACAUUUCCGGUACUUGCCGUAGCUUGAAUUUGGGCUAUAGGCGAUACCGACGACAAGCAACGUUCGACGACCUCAAGACUCCUCGAAACUUUGCAACAUGACCAAGAAAAGAAGAAAUGGCGGCCGUAACAAGAAGGGCCGUGGCCACGUCGGUUUCGUUCGCUGCUCGAACUGCUCUCGUUGCGUCGCAAAAGAUAAGGCCAUCAAGCGCUUCACAGUAAGAAACAUGGUCGAGAGCGCGGCCGUUCGGGAUAUCAGCGAAGCCAGCGUCUACCCAGAAUACGUGAUUCCAAAACUCUAUAUCAAAAUCGCAUAUUGUGUAUCCUGCGCUAUUCACUCGCAUGUUGUACGUGUACGAUCACGUGAGGGCCGUCGCAACCGUGCCCCUCCCCCACGUAUUCGGUGGAAAGAUGGCAAGAAGGUGAACCCUGCGGUUGCUGCCGCAGAGGAUGCCAAGGCAGCUGCAGCAGGAAAGGCAUGAGGCUGAGCGAUAUCAUCACUUAAUGUUCUUGCCGCUACCGUUAGGGAGUAGGCCCCCCUAUAGCUCGCUGUUUUCACACCUUUUUGUGAUUUCGAGAUCCUGCAAUUACUCGAUCUGUGUACAAAUCAGGCGGUUACGAUCGUUUGAGAAUCUAGGCCGGCGGUCAUUUGUCUCGUGUGUAU
Messenger RNA from Suillus bovinus, 698 nucleotides. Its product is annotated as ribosomal protein S26e. Gene Ontology annotation, biological process: translation. Gene Ontology annotation, molecular function: mRNA binding; structural constituent of ribosome. Gene Ontology annotation, cellular component: cytosolic small ribosomal subunit; ribosome. Bases 133 to 516 code for a protein of 127 amino acids. The record is from RefSeq and is a predicted model, not a curated record. The transcript is spliced from 4 exons. Lineage: Eukaryota; Fungi; Basidiomycota; Agaricomycetes; Boletales; Suillaceae.